AUGAAAAUGUUGUUAAUAUCAUUGAUAAUUUAUUUAAUAUUCUAUUCAAAUAUAAUUAAAUCAUCACCUAGUGUUACAAGUCGUUAUAAAAUAACUGGUUAUCAUACAUGGCUUGAAUAUCAAAUUCAUCCUGAUAUUCAACAACCUAUUAAAUGUUUAUUUGUUUGGCAUCGUUUACCUCCAUAUUUAUAUAUUGAACCAGAAGAAUUAAAUAAAUUAAAUGCAACUAUAAUUGGUAAAAUUGAUAUUGAAAAAUCUUCAUCUGAAUCUCAUCCAUUUGCAUAUUGUUUUAUAUUAUAUAAUUCAUCAAAAAUCGAAUAUCAACAUAGUAAAACAUUUUCAAUAAAUAUUCAUAAUCGAUAUAUAGAUCCAAUAUCUAAUGAUAAUCAACAAUAUGAAACAGUUUAUUUACCUGAACCAGUUAUACAUUUUACAGAUAAAACUUGUCCUUAUUUAGGUUCAGGUUGUCCACCACCAUUAACUGAAACAGCUAUUGAAUCACCAAGACAAUUAACUGUAACCAUUCCUCUUGGUCAAAAAAAACAUCUAUGGUUUGUUUAUCCUCUUACUUGUUUAUUUCCAAUAAUUGCUUCUUCAUUAUUAUUUAUAUUUACUCAAUGA
Messenger RNA from Rotaria sp. Silwood1, 621 nucleotides. The record is from the annotation of a GenBank genome assembly. Lineage: Eukaryota; Metazoa; Rotifera; Eurotatoria; Philodinida; Philodinidae.